This is a messenger RNA of Cadophora gregata, 846 nucleotides long. RefSeq lists its product as uncharacterized. Lineage: Eukaryota; Fungi; Ascomycota; Leotiomycetes; Helotiales; Ploettnerulaceae. The record is from RefSeq and is a predicted model, not a curated record. The coding region runs from base 1 to 846 and encodes 281 amino acids. The transcript has 2 exons.
AUGGAUCGCCCAGUAGAUCAAGGAACAACGGAUGCUCUGCCAACAGUUGAACCUCCUUCUCCUUCCAUUGGAUCAACAACGAAGUCAAAGGGAAGCAAUUGGCGGUCUGCUAUUCAGUACUUCAAUAGAGAGAUUGCAAUUGAAUAUGCAGACAUACCGAUUAUAGCAUGUUGUCUGGUAUCCGGUCUUUGCGACAGCAGCGCGUACAAUGCCUGGUCUUGUUUUGUUUCGAUGCAAACUGGCAAUACCAUCUUCCUUGCGCUGGGUGCAUCUGAUCAACCGAAAUCGAAACCCUUCGGCUGGCUCAAAUCGCUCGUAUCGAUCACCUCCUUCCUGCUCGGUUGCUUCAUUUUCGCAUCCACUCGUCUCAUCAACCCAAAAGCUCGCGGCACUCUCGCAACCUCCUUCGUCGUUCAAAGUCUAUUUAUAAUCCUUGCCGCAAUACUUGUACAAGCUGGAGUUGUGCCACAGCCCGAUGGGAUAGUCACGGAAAGUGGAUCGAAAGUCAACCUUCUAGAACUACUGCCCCUGGGCUUUCUGGCUUUCCAAUCGGGUGGACAAAUUGUCACAUCUAGAAUAUUGGGGUUCAACGAAGUACCUACGACCGUUCUAACGAGCGUUUAUUGCGAUAUUGCGAGUGAUUCCCACAUACUGGCGCGAGAUAAUGUCAAAAGAAAUCGAAGAAUCGGCGCAGUCAUAUUUAUAUUGAUUGGGGGCAUUGCUGGAGGUUGGAUAAGCAGAAGUUCUGCUGGAAUGUCAACGAGUUUGUGGAUUGCUGCUGGCAUAAAACUCGUCAUCGCCUUUUCUUGGUCCUUGUGGAAAUCGAAGAACGCGAAUCAGAUGUAG